Penicillium manginii is the source of this 1329-nucleotide messenger RNA. Its product is annotated as Aromatic prenyltransferase DMATS type. Gene Ontology annotation, molecular function: transferase activity, transferring alkyl or aryl (other than methyl) groups. Gene Ontology annotation, biological process: alkaloid metabolic process. NCBI's taxonomy places the organism in Eukaryota, Fungi, Ascomycota, Eurotiomycetes, Eurotiales, Aspergillaceae. The transcript is spliced from 2 exons. The record is from RefSeq and is a predicted model, not a curated record. The coding region runs from base 1 to 1329 and encodes 442 amino acids.
AUGACGAUUGAAGACACCAAGAGCCAUGUGUCCCAAGGCAUGCUGGCUAAAGGAGCUUCCACCUCUCCCAUCUCCACAACCUUCGACGUACUGAGCCGAUACUACCUUUUCACUGAUACUCACCAGAGGGUCUGGUGGGAGAAGACCGGCCGGCUGUUCGACAAAGUCCUAGCUUCAUCGGGCUAUAGCCCUACCCGUCGCUUAGAGGCUCUCACGUUUUACAAACAAGUCCUGAUUCCACUUCUGGGCCCCUAUCCGCAUCAAUUCCGCAGCGCAAUUACCCGGAGUGGGCUGCCGCUAGAGUUCAGCGUUAACUACCAGCAACGGGGAGACGUCGACCCGGUGGUUCGCAUCGGAUUCGAACCAGUAGCUCCAGCAUCGGGAACAGAACUUGACCCCUACAACCAAAUGCCGUGUGUUGAUCUUUUGAACCAACUUGAAAAGCUGAAUAUACCGGGAUUCGACCCAUCAGUGUUCCGAUAUUUCCUGGACGCUCAUACUGUCAACAACCACGAGAAAGUGCUGCUCAAGGAGAAGAAGAUUGAAGGGAGCGACCUAACCUCCCAGGCUGCUUUUGGGUUUGAUCUGAAGGAAAAAGCUAUCUCAGUCAAGGGCUACACAUUCCCCGCUAUCAAGUGCGCGCUCAGUGAGAAAGGGUUUGGGGAUUUCAUUGCCCAAUCCAUUCAGCCCCUCGUGGCGCAAAUGGGCCCCAUCCCCUCGUUUGAUAUGGUGCACUCUUAUCUGGAAGAGACGAAUGGCUACAGCCAGUUUGCUUUCUGGUCCUUUGACUGUGUUGAACCUGCCCAAUCACGCCUCAAGCUCUAUAGCUCCCACAAUAGCGUCGUCUGGUCUAAGGUAGAGGAGAUAUGGACCCUUGGUGGACGGGCCAAGUCGCCUGUCGUCCAAGAGGGUCUGAAUUACCUCAAGGAGCUGUGGGAACUAACCAAGCUGUCCGAAGGGCAUCGUGAAUUCAAUGGCGGCUUUGACGAUGGCAAUGAUUCCACCGCGUCUCCAAUGGUGUGGAAUUACGAGAUGAAAAAGGGCGAGGCCACCCCACUCACGAAGUUCUACUUCCCAAUCCAUGGUGAGAGUGAUCAAAAUGUCAUUAGAGGCCUGGCCCAGUUCUUUUGCCGUAUCGGGUUGUCUAAGUAUGGUGAUGACUACGAGGCGACGGUGCAGCACUAUUUCCCCGAAAGAGAUCUGAGUAAAACCGCUCGUCUGACAUCAUGGAUUUCGUUUGCGUAUACGGAAAAUACGGGGGUUUACCUGAGUGUAUACUACCAUUCUUCCGAUGAAUAUCCAUGGUUAAAACUAGAGGAGAACAAUUAA